CAUGGGUCCUUACAAAAAAUGAACAUAGGGGUUGUUGGUUAACAUCCUCGCCGACAUGCUCAGCGGUGCUCAGCUGGUGCUCAGCUGCUCGGCCGUGUUCAGCCGUGUUCAGCCGUGUUCAGCCGGUGCUCGGUGCUCAGCUUCUCAGCCUUCAGCCGGUGCACGGCCCUCAGUGUGCUCAGCCGUGUGCUCAGCCGUGCUCAGCUGCUCGGCUCAGCCGGCAUUACGCAGCCCGAGGGAGAGCGAUGUGUGUAUAUUUACAUGUUUGGGCCGUUGCUCGUUUGGGCUUAUCUUGUCGUUUCCCAGCGCAGGCUGUUGCUCUCAGGUGUUCAAGGGUGAGGUAACGAGGAUCAUCCUGUACUGCUACAAGAACCGCAUCACGCCCACCGUCAAGAUGCUGCAGAGUAAGCUUCGCGAGUGUCAGCGCUUUUCGGAGGAGCAAAUCAGUGCAAUUCUUCAAGUGUGUGCUCGAGAUGCACCAAUGCUCUACCACAUUCAGCCUCCCAUGCGCGGCGAGCAACCUGUCAUCGUCCUUGCCAAAAGCCCAAUCUGGUUUCAAGGCUUUGUCAACCAAGAGGAAGAGCAACAGCCGCAGAACACAAAUGAUGACGCCGUUGACAAGGCUCUUCUGGGCCCUCAGGGCUUCCAGGACCCGGAGGUCGUGAAGGUGUUCCAGCAGAUGCUGCAGGAUGAGAAUUUGUUGCUGCCGCGCCAGGUCUCCGAAGCUGCGUCGAAGUUGCAGCAGAAAGUGCAGCCUUUCUGGCACGUUUCGACCCUGGAGCUGGAGCUUAUGUUGCGCGACGCUAUGAGCAAGAAGCUUCUCAAGUCUUGGGCUGAUGGAAUGCGCCCUGUCAUUCAUCGAAAGACGAAUGCGAAACCUAUGCCUAUCGGCCCGCUGGCCCCGGGUGCCUGCAAUGCAAACAACAUUGGACUUGUGCGCGCAGAGGCUUCCAUCAAUGGCAGCCAGGCUGAAUCUGAGCUUUCUACGGAGAACGAUAAGGACAACGAGGCUCGAAAGGAUGUGACAGACUUGCUCACGGAGCUGGUGUUGGCGUUUCCUAGUGGCCUGCGCUUCUCAACGCUCAAGGAGCAUUUGCGGACUUGCAAUGAUGGACUCUUCAGUGAGACGUCCUUUACUUGCCCAGCUGCCAAGAAUUGGACGGAGAAGGUGAAUGGUCUCAGCAGUAUGUUUGCAGGUACACCCCCGGGGCUGUCGAAAGCCGGAAAGGGAGUCAUCGGCCCGUCGCGUAUUCGUGCUCCAGGUCCACGGUCAUCGGAGUGAGGCUGCGCAUGUGGAAGGACUCGCAGGUGUCGCCUUGCUGGAAGGCGUGCAGUCUUUUGCGCCUGGUGUUUUUUGUUGGACAAGAACUCUCAGGAAGGGCAGGUCUAUUUAGUACCGAGUCAACAAAAAGUAGGAGAACGACGUUGCUUGUCUCCUGUUGUGUGCCAGCAGUGUGGCGAGUUGCUCUACUGUCGCUUGCAAACCUGAGGGCAGUUGUAGGUCACGAUAGGUCACGUUUGCUUACAUUCGCUGCUUGGUAUUGAUGUUUAGGGGUGGAGGAUCAAUGCGAUCCCUUUACCUCGGCAAUUCAAGGCUGUCGCGUUGAGAAGCGCGCCGAUUUUAAAGGGGGAAUCUGAGGACAUGUUGAUGGGUUCUUGGACAGGGCA
Molecule: messenger RNA, 1668 nt
Organism: Effrenium voratum
Lineage: Eukaryota; Dinophyceae; Suessiales; Symbiodiniaceae
Source: the annotation of a GenBank genome assembly